This is a messenger RNA of Falco peregrinus (peregrine falcon), 6566 nucleotides long. It is a transcript of the gene CCR7, whose product is annotated as C-C motif chemokine receptor 7. Bases 936 to 2060 code for a protein of 374 amino acids. Gene Ontology annotation, biological process: inflammatory response; immune response; G protein-coupled receptor signaling pathway. NCBI's taxonomy places the organism in Eukaryota, Metazoa, Chordata, Aves, Falconiformes, Falconidae. The transcript has 3 exons. The record is from RefSeq and is a predicted model, not a curated record. Gene Ontology annotation, molecular function: C-C motif chemokine 19 receptor activity; chemokine (C-C motif) ligand 19 binding; chemokine (C-C motif) ligand 21 binding. Gene Ontology annotation, cellular component: membrane.
UUGGAAGGAAGGUGAGUUCCUGAGGAGCUGGGGAUGUUGCUGCCUUGUUCGAGGAGUCUGUUCCAAGAGCAAGGGUCCACCUUGGGCAACCACGGAGCAAAAGCCCCUGAUUUGUAUUGAUGAUCCACUUAGGACCAGGAUGGGAUGGCUGACAGCACUGCAGGUCCUGAACUUCUGCAUUAAUGUGAUGGUGGGGAAGGCAUGGGACCGCAAAAGCGCAAAACCUUUUGAGGAAGAUGAUGCAUGCUGAUACUCAGCAGAUGGUAACACAAAACCACCCAGAAGCAGAAAGGAGGGGGGAAGUCCACUUACUUGUUUGAGCUGCUGAGAAUCUAGAGAGGAUGCUGUAAGCGUGUGGGAGAAGGGCAAAGGGAUGCUGGCUGCCAGCAGUCCUGCAUGCGGAGAUUUUUUUCAUGUGCUAGUUGAACAUGUUCCCCAGAAAAAAAGGGUCUGGCAGAGAUGGGGAUCCUCCCUGUUUCCUACAGCACUCAUUUCUGGUGGAUGCUCUGGCAGAUGAAGCAGGAUCUGCUCUGGAGAGAAGAGAUAAGGAGAAAGGAGAUAAUUUUUUGCCCCUUCACCACAGACAAUUUCUCAUGUGUCAGUGCAAAAGCAGAACCCACUUUUACCGAGUCUCGGUAGUGCGUGCGUGCCGCCCCUCGCUGCACGUGCUGAGGAAGCACCUGAGCACCCGGAGCACCUGAAGGUAGCGUGGCAUGCAGCACAACCGUCCUGUAUCAGUGAAAGACGAGGAGGAGCAUCGACUAAAUGUCAGCCACGCAAGGGUGUGUCACGAGCCUCUUGCAGAGGUGCAGGAAGUAUAAAAGGCAGAGGUUCCCAAAGAGGGUCCCUGGAAGGAGCUGCGGCGUGCUGAGCUGUGCUGGAACCUAUGAUGCUCUUGCGAACCUGGUGACUUCAUCUCCCUUCACAACGAGACCAUGGAGAGUGGCAAGCAGCUAAAGGUCACCCUUGUUUUCAGCCUUCCUCUAAUUUUUCAGUUCUGUGCCGGCAACAAUGUCACCGAUGACUAUGACUCCAACAUCACCAUCGACUACACCAUGUUCGAGACCCUGUGUGAGAAGGAGGAAGUCCGUAACUUCCGCGCUGCCUUCCUCCCAGCCAUGUACACCCUCAUCUGCUUCACGGGGCUGCUGGGGAACGGGCUGGUGAUGCUCACCUACAUCUACUUCAAGAGGCUCAAGACCAUGACGGACAUCUAUCUCCUGAACCUGGCCCUGGCAGACAUCCUCUUCCUGCUGACCCUCCCCUUCUGGGCCACAAGCGCAGCCAUGCACUGGCUUUUUGGGGAGUUUGCCUGCAAAGCCGUCUACUGCAUCUGCAAAAUGAGUUUCUUCAGCGGGAUGCUGCUCCUCCUGUCCAUCAGCAUCGACAGGUACUUUGCCAUCGUUCAGGCUGCCUCAGCCCACCGCUUUCGUCCCCGGAUGAUAUUCAUUAGCAAGGUUACAUGCAUCCUCAUUUGGCUCCUGGCCUUCAUCCUCUCGAUCCCUGAGCUGGUUCACAGUGGUGUAAAUGACCCUGACAACCAUCCCCGUUGUUCUAUCAUCGCUAACGACCUGCAGACCUUCAACACUGGCAUCAAAGUGUCCCAAAUGGUUUUUGGCUUCUUAUUUCCCCUGCUGGUCAUGUCUGUCUGCUACCUCAUCAUCAUCAAAACAUUACUCCAGGCCCGCAACUUUGAGAAGAAUAAAGCCAUCAAGGUCAUCAUCGCCGUGGUAAUCGUCUUUGUUGUCUUCCAGCUGCCCUACAACGGCGUCAUGCUGGCCAAGACCAUCUCAGCCUUCAACCACACCAGCUCAUGCGAGGAGAGCAAGAAGCUUGACGUGGCGGAUGACGUGACCUACACCCUCGCCUGCUUCCGAUGCUGCCUCAACCCUUUCCUCUACGCCUUCAUCGGUGUCAAAUUCCGCAAUGACCUCUUCAAGCUCCUGAAGGAGCUGGGCUGCCUGAGCCAGGAGCGCCUCUGGCAGCUGUCCACCUGCCGCGAGAGCAAGAGGUUUUCCUUCGCUAUGGAGACAGAGACGACCACCACCUUCUCCCCAUGAGCCAAGCUCCCAGCAGGCUUUGGCCAAGCUGGAACAGUUUUGUACACGUCCUCUGUUCUGAGAUACUGGUAGAGCAAGACCUGCCGCUGCUGUAGGAAAGGCAGCUGCAGGAGGAAAACCCAGGAGCAUCCCCCUAUUCCAGGCAACAAGCACUGCUAGGCAAUACUCCUGUGGAUGGAGAGGCUUGAAUAAAACUGUGACCGUUAGCAAAGCAAGGGAGAGGGAGGCCAGUCAGUUUAGAGUUCUUAUGUCAUUUCACCUUUCUUUUAGUCUUUAGUCAAAAUGAGAAAUGCUCGAAAUGGAACAUUCUCCCUAAAAGCAACAAAUACCAAGAGAAACGGAUAUUUGCGCAACAGAAUUGCUUGCUUUAGAGCUGAAUGUCCAAGAGCAUCAUCCUGGCUUGGAAUGGUGCUUUUAACAAGUCUACAUAUUGCUCUUCCAUGCCUACAAAAAUUAUGCCCGUUGCACUGGCUCAGUCUUCAAGACAGGACAGCACCAGCCUCAGGCGCCAAGCUUAAUCCAAUAUGCAAUAUAAGCUGCGGAGUAUCCUAGCACACCGUUCUCUGCUCUGCCUUCCCCCAUGAAAAGCCAGAAAUUUCCAUAACUAAUACUAAAUCCACACAUAUGGUAUAAACAAUUCCAAGAAUGUUGUCUAUUAUUGUAGCAACUCCUACGUUUGUCAGGAAAAUACCAGUUCUGCUUCAUUUCUACCUGCAUCUGGUGUUUCACCUACAAAGAAGGUGCAUCCUGAGAAGCACAAGGUAUUAUUAUUCCAUCCCAACGUGGGCUUGAAUCCAUUAGAAAUGCUGCUCCGCUCUGGAAAUAGUCUCCUUGAGCUUCUGGAAGGGCACCUGUCUGCACCAGGUGGAGGUAGGGGCAGCUGGCACAGGUUAGAUUCAACCUGCUUGCGCAAAGAAAAAUGGGUUACAAGCUCCAAAUGACCCAUGUCUUUCCAAUCCCCAAGCACACAAAUCUGAGCUGAGAAACAGGUACUUCUGCACCGAUCCAGCCAGCUGCUUAAAAGACAUCUUUAUCGCUCGGCCAUCCAGCCUGUACCAGUGUCACCCUCACUCUCGAUGGGCUGAGGGAUGGUUUGCUCACUCACUUGGUAUAAAGAUUUUAGCAGACUGGCGCCAGAAUCCUCAGAAUGUUAAAGGCUGAAGCCCAGGGCAAAUGCAUGUGCAUUUCUUAAGGCAAAAACACUCAAAUUCAGGAUACAGUUGUGCCUAUGGUUCAACCCCUUCAGCGUGCCAGUGGCCAAAGCUCACUUGUACCCAGCUGUAUCGGCUGCCUUCUGUGCUAUUGCUUCUGACCUCGAGACAUAGAGAAGAAUGUGGGGUUUCUUCUCCCUUCCCCAUCAGCGUGCCUUUCUAGAAGGACAUUAGCAGCUGGCUUUUAACUCAGACGUGUAUUUCACAUAUAAGCUAUUGAGAACGUGUUUUGCAUCCAGACUGUCAGGGCUAAUAAAGAUGCCAUUCACUGCGGCUGGAUUUAAACGCCGGGACAGUCACGUGUGGAAGAUUACUGCCAGGGUCACCUACUUGAAAGGAACGUGGCAGCUGAACAACAGAUUAUUGUCAUGUAAAAUAAGACCUUGAAAAGAAGCCCAGAAUAUAAUGCCAGUUGGCGCUUCUACUGGAAGAGGGAAGAUUCCUACGACAGAUGAAUACCCUGGGAACUGCUUGUCAUGCGACAUCUGAAUGUCACCCGGGGAGGAGCUGCUGCAAUUGUUUGGGCAUCUGUCAUGGAGGUGCAAGUGGUAAAAGCCCCGCAGAGCACAGCUCCCGGGAGCCAGACGUCAAUGGGAAAAGGUUUGGCCAGGAGCUGCGGGGCAGCAGUAGCCCGGCUGAGCCGAGGCACGGAGCCUCACCCUCCGGAGCAGCACCUCAACCCGCUUGUAGAAGCUGUUAAGGCACAUUCCAGUGGACACAUGGAGCAAAACACACUUUACUAAAAAGAUGUUUAUACUUUAUUCAAUACCACGCAUGGAUCCAUCAGGAGCGAUACAGGGAACUCCCUGGAUCAUCAGUUGAACACCUUUGCUUUAGAGACGUGAGAAUGAAAAUCAACCUUCCAAGGAAAGACUUCGGUGAGCUGGUUUUGAGACAGUGUCGCCAGUUAUAUAGCUGGCUGCCAUCAUAAUGAAAUAAAUUCUUCAUAAACCAUUUGGCUUUGGGGUAUGGGAUUUUGCCAAGAGCUGGGAUUCAGGAGGAGAGCACCUUCUGCUCCACGUGACCGGAGCUACAAUCCCCCCCAAUCCUUCAAUGCAUUUUCUCUCGUAAUGCCCACGCAACGUACAGAAGCGCUGCUUCUCCAUGGUGCAAACUGCGGGGUUAUGACUGACACCCAAUAGUCAUCUGUUCUGGGUUUGUUCCUACAGCCCUGACUCAGGCGAGAUGCUCAGACAACAAGAACUUCACCAGAGCAAGGACUACCCAUAAUACAGGGUCUUUUUCGUUUUCUUCAUCAGUAACAAUAUAUUCUUAAUGUGUAUUCAUAUAUGUAAAGCUGCUUUACACAGGGAAAAAGUAUGUAUGUGAAUGUACCCUGAAAAUGCACUGCUUUCACUAAAAUUUUAUACAAAAUAGAUUCACCUAACUUAUUCUAGCAAGGAGCAUUGCUUCACCAAAACAUGCAACUGUACUUGACUCCUGUUUGAUAAAAGCCAUCCUCCCUUCUACAGACUGGGGGGGUCUUCAGGUCUUCACCAGCUCAGUGUAUUCUAAAUGGGAAAACACGCAGCUGCUGCCCUACAAAUGAGGUACUAAAAGCAUCAUCUGGUGCCACCUCAGCAAGACAGCAGUGACUUCAGAGUGCAGGGCUGUUCUUUCUUUUUUUUUUUUUUAAUUUUAUUUAAUGGUCAGGACAAAUUUGCCACUCAUUUAGAUGAAUCACAUUAACAUUGGCCUUAGAUCCUAACCUGAGAUUCCCCACUGAAGUCUGAAAACUGACUGUAUUUUGCUAUUUGUGGAAAAUAAAUUAUAACAAUUUAAAAAAAAAAGAAAAAGGUACCGUUGUUUUUCCAUUGUAUUUCCUCCAUAGGACAUAUUUUGUAUGUAUCAUAACAGCUCGUAUCACAUCCUUCUGGUCCUGUCAAGAGCUGUUUGUCAAUUAACCUACCUUUGUACCAGUACUGCCCUGCAGAAAAAAACCAAACUAAAUAGAAAAAGAGCUGGUUUACUUCAAUUGUUGAUGAAUUACACAGUAAACAAGUCACCAACACAUUAAGUAGUAGCUUUUAUUUUAACUAUUUACCCCACCGCCUUAACGCUGCUCCACUACUGGAUAUACCUGAUGGCUCCUUAUCACUGAAAAGCCUAUAUAGGAAAUAAAAUGUUGUACCGUUUUCUUGUUCACUUUCAAAUGUAAGAAGUCCAUCAUGAAAUACCGUAUUACUGGGAAAAUUGCUCAAGGUAGAGGCAGGGACCACAAGGGCACAGACCGUUUCUCCCUGACCUCCCCAGUGAAUUUAUGCAAAGAGGGAUGUUCAAUAGCCUUUACCAAAAAGUGGUUUAGAAUUGCAGCCAUGGAAUCAAAGAGGAAGGAACCUCCAAGAAAACCAGGAGACAUGAAGCUGGAUGGUUAAGUGCCAAAACUAAGGACCAUUUCUGCUUUCGCUAGACAGCGCGCCUCUCUCAUGGUUUCUCCCUAGAGAGAAAGCAUUAAGACCAGUUUCAGCACCCAGCCCAGAGGUUCCAGCAGCGAUAAGGAACAUCUCAAGACCACAGCACCGCAACGCAACUCUAGAGAAUAACAGUCUAAACACAAGGGUCUUUAAAUAAACAUUAGGUCUCGCUUGCCACGGCUAGGUCAGAAGUCACGACUGCCCCGAGUCCGUGUUGCUCAGCCGUGAGAGAUGCAGGCGGCUGCAACAGCAGCAGGAACUGCAGCACGCGCGGUACAGAAGCAGAACCAGGGAGCUGCAGAGAACCACCACGCUGAACAGGUCCCUGUGCUUCUCCGAGUUGACCCUGAGCCAAGCUUUUCAACAGGAAAGAUCCCAAAUUUUAAGAAAACGGGAGACUCCAACUUGCAACCCUAAUUUAAACAAGUAAAAACUCAGCCCACCAAGCAAUCCUCCGAGGUCACACCUUACAUCACAAAUACCCCGGCCAAAGCACACAGAACCUGCUACAGGAAGAGAGGUGCAUUUCUAGGAUGGAUUUAACCCAUUUUAGUACCUUUCACCAGCAAGACAGAGAAAGAAGCCUCCUUUUACAUUUCACUAAGGGACUGGAACCAAUCACUAGGGGACUGGGACCAAUCUCAGGUUUCAAUCUUCUUUCAAAAGUCAAUUAAAAAAGCCCAGCCCUCACUACAGAAAGGAGCUGCUGGUCUGCAAUAAACUACACGCAAAGCAGAAGAGACAUCUACCACCUCGUCCCAGCCAUGGGGACUCCAGGUGGGUCCUGCCAUCCCUUCUCCAAGUCACCGUGGGAAACCUCUUCAUUGCUUAGAAGCCCUGGACUCCUCAUUGCUCCAAAUAAAGUAUCGCUGCUAAUUGCU